UCCAAUUAAAAUGGCGGCUACUAGUAAAGGAAUGCGAAACUUUAUCAAAUUCUUCGUUUUGGUGGUGUUAGUAGCUGAAGAUGUAUUCUCAGUAAAUGUUCCGCAGCAAUUCGUGGGCGAUUGGUACUCUUAUGAAAAUGGCGAGGGAAUAACUACCAUUAUCUCCGAUGCCAAAUUAAAGAACAAAAACUAUGGAGGAGAUGUCCAGAGCUUUAAAAAGAUUGCCGACAGUCAUCCUAGCAACUUUGAUGCUUAUGUCUUGUUUUACCAGCCACUGUCAACAUCAUCGAGUGACUGCUACAGGUGUUACGAGCUUCGAUACAAAACACCAAACAUUCUACAAACGAGAUACAGUUCCUGUAACCGAGACUCUGACUUUGAGAAAGUGUGUCAAGAACUGUAUGACACAACUGGUGUACAGUAUGUGACAUAUUUCCGCAAGGCUUUGAAAAAGGUCAAUUGUAAGACUACAUUUGAAGGCGUGUACCAGUUUACAUAUCUGAGUCGAGAGAGUGGUGGUGGUAUCUGUGACAGUCCCAAGAGUUUGAUCAAAGCUUGCCAGGAGCCUGGUUCACCGUAUGUCGACAAUGAAGUGUUUGAUAUGUACUUUGGUUUCUGUCUGGCUAUCAAAUCAUCAUUCAAACAAGGUAUUCGUUUCCAGUGUAUGGGAACUUGGACAGAGGAAGGUGGCAACAUCUACUCAGGAGUGGCAAACCUUGGAGCAAAUUCAGAUGAGGAUAAAUUCAGGUGUAUUAUGACAAAUGAAGAUCAGCAGCGUACUGACAUGAAGAAACGUUACGUCAUGUCGAUCAAGUCAGAUUGCUCCAAGCUCCAGGGUAUUGGUACCGGUCCAGUGGAACUUGUGCUUACACCAGAAUUGACUGAGGCUCAGUACAAGGAGAUCACACCGUCAUGUAACUUCCCCAUGGACUACGUUGGCAACUGGUUCACAACAGGAGAAUAUGAUAGUGAGGUCGAGAUCAAUAAUACACAUGUUUACUUCAAGACGAAGCUCGAUCAGUAUCAUUUCCGUGAGACAUUCUUCACCUGUCAGCAGAAUAGGGAGACACGCUACCUGAUGGCUGCCGUCACCAGAGGCAAAUGCGAGGUGGAUUACAUUUGUUUUGACUUCAUGCCCAGACAGCAUAACAUCAUCCGAUACAGAAUGGCCAAACCAUACCGUCUAACAACAAAUGAGCGAAAACUACCAGAUUACAAGGCCAGGAAGUUCCUUGAAGCCUGCAGUUGGUCCUCUUUCAAUUUCAACCAGGAGGAGUGGAAAUACAACACACUGAUCUUGAACCCACCAAAUCCUGUUCCCUGUCCAAUUGCGGGGAUGUACGCCUUCACCCAGAAAGGCCUGCAGAGUGAGUUGUACAAGGAUCGUAUCAGAGGUAUCACUGAACGUCCCUGGAUGCAGGUUGAUUGUCGCCAGUAUGAACAGCAAUUCAAAGCCUGCCGCCAGGAUUUGAAGAAGAUUUUAAUUGAUGCCAGACGCUGCGUGACUUUGGACAUGAUUGCAAGACCGAUCGGAGAAUAUGACGCUUGGGAUCAUGAGCUGCUGUGUGUCGGCUAUUGGAUGGAAGAUUCUAAAUCGUACCUUAUCACAUAUGAUGAGGAGGAUCCCAAUUCAAAGUACAGGUGUUGGGUGUACCGGCGUAUUGAUUAUAAGACCAUCCUGAUGUCGAAGGCCUCGCGAUCAGCUUGCCACGUGGGACAGAAUGCGGAUAGCUUUGAAGCAAAAGAGGGCGCCAGCUUGGCUCUCGAGCUCCACGAAUGGGAGCAAGAGUUUGAUGAGUGUCCUCAGUGGUACGCUGAUGGUGAGAAGGACUCUAGCAACCGUCCAGACAUGCUCUACCUUGCAGGAUCUGCCUCCAACCGUGCUAGCAUCAUCACAGCUGUAUCAUUGCUCCUUGUAACUUUGUACUUCAAUUAGAAACCUGAGAGCUCUUCAUAUACUUACGCCAUGCCACCUUCUGAUCAUAUGACUGCAGUGUGUUUAGAAAGUGACAUGGUGGCUGAUACGGCUUGGUGUGAUCCUCUUUCAGUCCAAUGGUAACAGAGGAAUCAUUCUCCUAUUGGAAGUAUUGCAGUCUGUCACAUAGCAAUAGGACAUUGUCAUUGACCAUGGAGUGACUUGUGAAAACCUCAAAAUCCUCCAUGGUAAGUUGUGUGUUACUGUUAUCCAUCCUUCUCUGAAUCCAUCCACUCGUCUGAGGAAUUUGUUCGGUUCAAUUUCUAUGAAAACUGGUUUUGUUUGACUAUUCCAACAAAAUCAUUAUCUAAUUUUUUCUUUUAUCUUGAUUUCCAGUUGAGCUCAUUUAUAUGAGAUCAUACACAACCUUUGUGAAAAACCAAAUAUAUUUAGUAUUGAUUGUAUAUUGGCAUUUUCUUUCUAUGCUGCUUUUUACAGCGCUUUCUGUUCGUUCACAUUCCAACUUAAAUAGAAUAGGCUGUCUCAAAGAUGGAAUUCAUCCUCAAGUGACUUUUAAUUUGGGACACCCUGUAUAUAUAUAAUUUGAUUAAAUCAACUGUACAUAGAAUCAAUUGUGAAAGCAUGUAAAUAAUGUUUUGUAUUAGUUCAGUUUUAAGUGUUGUAAUGUUCACUAUCAGCUCACAGAAAAAGUCAGAGGGACUUACAUUAAUCUGAGUGACAUCAAGAUCUAACAUAGGGAAGAUGAAUGGUCUAAAGACGGGUCAAGGAGGCCAUCUUCAUCUGAACUAAUAAGCUGAGAUUCAACAAAAACAAUGUCUUCAAAUUGCAGAUGCAUGCAUAACACCAAGUUAAUACAUACUUGGUAUUACACUGUCACUAAAUUUCUGUGAGCUGAUUAGUGUACAUUACAGGGUUCAAACAUAUACGAAUAUAAUAUCUGAAUGUACAAAUGUCGAGUUUUGAAUGAUAAUUAGUAUUUUUUAACAUAUCAUCAAAUGACUCAUAAGGCGUGUUAACCUGAUUAUGAUUGGUUGUCUAUGAUAUUGUCUUUCUUGUGUACAUUCCAUGUUUAGUGGAGGGGGACUCCAGGGAACCUUUCAUCAAUCCUUGUCAGUUCUUUGUGCUAAAACCUUCAUAAAACAUGCCUCAUUUUGGAGAAAUCUAUGAACCUCUUGAGUGGUUUGAAGCCAGUUGUCUGUAGCUUUUCAAUCAGACUACUGAGUGGUGUCAGUGUCUUCUAUUUCAUCUCGACAGGAAACACCCGGAUCCCCCUUAAAUAACUAAUCAAUCGUCCAUGCUUUUUGCAUCCAUUGUUGUACAUAAACGUUUUAUACCUGCCAUUGUUUUAUUAUUAUAUGCCGCCAAUUUCCACAUAUCAUGUGUAUAUUUUGCAAUGUAGAUUGUAGGGUGAAAUGAAUUUAAAGUUAUGAAAUGUAUUCCUAUAUCCUACGUAAUGUAGCAGAACCUUCAUCAGUUUUGAUAUAAUGAGACGAUUGGUCAAGUAACGUUACGUAAGGUUGCUUCAGCUUGCAGUGGGAAUACACACUUUUCUAUACAUCAUGGACUUGAUGAGGGUUCUGCAUCAUUUAGUAAGUGUCAUUUGCUUAAAUACCGGUACUGGUAUUGGUAUUGUAUUCAAGACAUGAUAUAUACUGCAUCCGUUCUGCAUUCCUGUUUGUCCAAAAUAAUUUAUAUUUUACCAAAUCAGUUUUUCAGGUUUUAGACAUCCUCAACCAGGAACUAACAUGAUUGUCGAACUGCUUGUUUCAUAAUGUGUAGUUUGUUUACCUUGACAACAUGAUUACACGUUUUGAAUUUGUUGACUCUUUGGUCAGACUGCAAACAAGAAUCUUAUCGUAUUAUGAGCUUGGUGAAGUGAAGUAGUAAUCAGCCUUAUGAUUAACCAUUUUACACGUGUCAAUUCAUUUUUUUCUAUUUCUAAACAUUCCAGUUAAGAUUUUUAAUGCCUGGCUGUAUGAUGGUCCUGUUGGUUGCUAAAACGGGUAAAUUAUUCUGUACCACAAUUUUAUCGUUGGGCGGCAUGUAGAGAUGUAUGCAUUCCUUGUUCAGGUAAUUGUCAUCUACCAAAGUGGUUUGAAAUGCACUAAGGUAUUGACUCAACAGUGAGAUAUGGUUAUUCUGCCUGAAAACGUGCAAAGUUAAACUGCACUGUGUGAUCCUGAUUGGGGCUGUAUUUGUAUCAUGUAGAGAAAUCUUAUAAUAAAUGAUAUAUCAUAAAGAAA
Lineus longissimus is the source of this 4179-nucleotide messenger RNA. RefSeq lists its product as uncharacterized. Gene Ontology annotation, biological process: wound healing. The record is from RefSeq and is a predicted model, not a curated record. The coding region runs from base 11 to 1936 and encodes 641 amino acids. The transcript is spliced from 14 exons. Lineage: Eukaryota; Metazoa; Nemertea; Pilidiophora; Heteronemertea; Lineidae.